Messenger RNA from Juglans microcarpa x Juglans regia, 1112 nucleotides. RefSeq names its product haloacid dehalogenase-like hydrolase domain-containing protein Sgpp. The transcript is spliced from 5 exons. The record is from RefSeq and is a predicted model, not a curated record. Lineage: Eukaryota; Viridiplantae; Streptophyta; Magnoliopsida; Fagales; Juglandaceae. Bases 216 to 947 code for a protein of 243 amino acids.
CAACUAAACAAUUAAAGAAAUAGAAAAAGGAAACCAGCUUCCGCCUUCGCAAUAGAUUCUCUGGUAGAUUCUCUUCUUUGUUUAUUCCUAUUCAAUUAUUCCGCCUCAAACUUCACAUUGGCAAAUUCUUCGAUCGGCUCUCAAGUGCUCAUUUCUCCAAACAAUUAUUGGCAAAGAAAAUCCUUACAUAAUCUUCGACCUCAGACCCACAAACCAUGACAACCCCAAACGGUGAAUGUUCUGUGGAGAGCAAAAGUUCUCUCGCUGCACUUGCUCCUCUUCAAGCAGUGCUAUUUGAUGUAGAUGGAACUUUAUGUGAUUCAGAUCCGCUUCACUAUUAUGCCUUCCGAGAAAUGCUUCAAGAGAUUGGUUUUAAUGGAGGAGUUCCAAUUCCUGAGGAAUUCUUUGUCGAGAAUAUUGCUGGCAAGCAUAAUGAUGAUAUUGCUGCAUCACUCUUCCCUGAUGAUGUUCAACGGGGCUUGAAGUUCGUAGAUGAUAAGGAAGCUAUGUUUCGGAGAUUGGCUGAAGAACAAUUGAAGCCGGUGGAUGGCCUAUAUAAAGUGAAAAAAUGGAUUGAAGAUCGGGGGUUGAAACGGGCUGCAGUUACCAAUGCUCCAAGACCAAAUGCUGAACUCAUGAUUUCAAAGCUUGGUCUGUCAGAUUUCUUUGAUGCUCUCAUUAUUGGAGGUGAAUGCAAGCAUGCCAAGCCAUACCCAGAUCCCUACUUGAAGGCUCUUGAAAUACUAAAUGUAUCAAAGGAUCACACUUUUGUAUUCGAGGAUUCUGUUUCAGGAAUUAAGGCCGGAGUGGCAGCUGGGAUGCCGGUUGUUGGUCUAACUACCAGAAAUCCCGAACACUCUCUGUUGGAAGCAAAGCCUGCCUUCCUUGUCAAGGAUUACGAAGACCCAAAAUUAUGGGCAGCUCUUGAAGAACUUGAUAAGAAAUGAGGUACUUCUACAGUUUCAUCUUCAAAUAUUCAUAAAAGCCCUUGCAAAACCCUAAAUAAUUAUGUUGUAGAUGAGCCCUUUGGUCCUCCACCUUUAGCCGCUUUAACUGCAAUUGAUACAUUAUUGUUCGUUCAAUGAUAAAUUUACAGUAACUUUUGACCUUAA